AUGGCCAAUAUAGUAAUACCCUCAUCCACUUUAAUCCUCUUGUCUUUGUUUCUUCUACGAUGCGAUUGUAAUCUUGAACCCUCUUCUCCUGAAUUUUCCAUUCAUAACCCACAAGCCCAUCAUCAUCAUCAUAAUCAUAAUCGACGUCGAAGUCAUCCGAACACUAUUCCGCCCUGCGAUCUUGAAACAGGUUGUCUGAAACGAGCUCACAAGAUAGCCCAUGCACCGGUGCCUAGCCAUGCAGAACUUCCUCCCAAGCGAAGCUACUGGCUUAUGUCUAAUCCCAUUACAUCACCGGUAAAUAAUUUUGAAGAACCGCCUCCCAGCCCAAGCUACCAGUUUAUGUCCGAUUCCAUUACAGCAUCGGUGAUUAAGAUUGAAGAACCACCUUCCAGCCGGAGCUAUCGAUUUAUGUCGGAUCCCAUUACAGCAUCGGUGAUUAAUAUUGAAAAACCACCUCCCACCCCGAGGUAUCGAUUUAUGUCGGAUCCCAUUACAGCAUCGGCAAUUAAUAUUGAAAAACCACCUCCCACCCCGAGGUAUCGAUUUAUGUCGGAUCCCAUUACAGCAUCGGCAAUUAAUAUUGAAAAACCACCUCCCACCCCGAGGUAUCGAUUUAUGUCUGAUCCCAUUACACCAUCGGUGACUACUCAUGCAGAACCGUCUCCCAAGCCAUUCAAUGCUUGA
Molecule: messenger RNA, 687 nt
Organism: Andrographis paniculata
Lineage: Eukaryota; Viridiplantae; Streptophyta; Magnoliopsida; Lamiales; Acanthaceae
Product: extensin-like
Exons: 1
Coding region: 1-687 (228 amino acids)
Source: RefSeq, a predicted model, not a curated record